ACAAGUUCAUCAUCCAAUCCAAUAUCAUUAUCUCCACAAAUAUGGGGCAGUGGGCCGGACAAAAAAGGUCCGAAGAUAGAAGGAAGAAAAAGCAUAACCGCUGAUUCAAAAAGCGCUCUAGCUGAAAUCAAGAUUAACCGCUCACUUUCCUUUGACGCUAAAGCAGGUACGUAUAAAACGUUCAAACCCAACAUAACCAAAGUAAAAAAGAAAACAAAAAAAAUAUCUACAAAAUUUUCACAAAAUAUAUUUUCAUCUCAAUCUGCAUUAGCAUUCAAUCCUCAAAAGAUGCAGGACCAACCAGCGAGAAGAAGGCCAAGACCUCGACCUCUUGAGACCUCUGGUGCUACAAUACUCGCCACGUCUCGCGUCGUUUACACAAGAACCAAGACUUCGAAGAAUCCAGCCUCUUUCCUUGUCCAGAAACUCUUCCAGCUCGUUCUCUUCUUCUCGUCCAUGACAACUCCCUUUCAUCGCCACCUUCUCGCCAUUCUCUCCGUAGCCGAUGAUCACAUCCUUGCGUUGCAAGAAACGGUCGAAACAUACUUCCCUUCUUCCACCUUCGCCUUCCUCAAGAUAUCCGACUUGCUGCUCGCAUCAGAGUCUCUCCCCGAGAAACUCGACGCGGUUCUUGAGAGGCUUCCAUGUUUGAUGAGCAGAGCCGCGUGGCUAGACUGGAUCCUGAUCCACGCCAUUUAUUGCCUCGAUUCUCUUGUGAACGUGUUGGGACGUUGGAGAGAUAAGAACAAGGGGGCGAAUGAGAAAGAGAUUACGGUGGAUAGGAGUUUUAGCAGAACAGGAUCAAACUAUGAAGAGGAGCAGGAAGAAGAGAAGAUGAAGUUAGGGGACGAUGAGGGAAAAAAAGUGACGUACAAGGAGGCGUUACAGAGAGGAAGCAGCGGAGAAGAUGGUGGAGGAAGCACAGGUCGUAGCAGCAGCAGUGGCGGCGGCGAUCCUAUUAUGGAAAUGUUUGAGAACGGUUGGAUCACGAAGCCCAUCAAAAGAAGUAGCAGAAGCGCUGAUUCGCUCACAUGCUCUCGUUCUGAUUCCUACGAAACCACUACAUGAGAUGUCUUUUUAACUCUUUGUCUUUUUUUUUUUCUUCUGUAGCAAUAUAAGUUUGGUUCAACAACAACACAAACCAAUAAACUAUAUUGUCCUUGUCAACUUUUGUAACUUUUUAUGUUGAUAUCUUUGUAAUUAUCAUAUUCUACCACAA
This is a messenger RNA of Brassica napus (rape), 1219 nucleotides long. RefSeq lists its product as uncharacterized. The transcript is spliced from 2 exons. Bases 289 to 1068 code for a protein of 259 amino acids. The record is from RefSeq and is a predicted model, not a curated record. NCBI's taxonomy places the organism in Eukaryota, Viridiplantae, Streptophyta, Magnoliopsida, Brassicales, Brassicaceae.